GAGCAGGGAGCGCGGGGUGGCGGCGGCGCAGGAACCUGGAGGGUAAAAGGAAGCCUGAAGACCCAGAGGCCACUUAGUGUCCCUGAGUGGGGUGGAAGUAGAGCUCCAGAGUCAGAAGAAUGCAUGGCUUGAACUGGGAACCCUCUCAGGAAGUUGUGAUCCAGCCAACUGGUGCCCUUCUACCUGGGACAACCCCUCAAGAGAGGCUCUGCAGAGCACAGGAAGUUCCUAGUACACAGGACAAGGAGUUUGGUCUCCUGGCCGACUCCCCACUUCUGGCUGCUCAUGCCACUGGGACUGGGGCGAAGGAAAAAGGCACCACCUCUGGUGGAAAAUGAGGAGGCGGAGCCAAGCCGAAGUGGGCUGGGCGUUGGGGAGCCUGGGCCCCUGGGUGGAAGCGGAGCAGGGGAAUCCCAGAUGGGCUUGCCCCCGCCUCCUGCUGCCCUCCGGCCUCGACUCGUAUUCCAUACCCAGCUGGCCCACGGCAGCCCCACAGGCCGCAUCGAGGGCUUCACUAAUGUCAAGGAGCUGUACGGCAAGAUCGCUGAGGCCUUCCGACUACCAGCUGCUGAGGUGAUGUUCUGCACCCUCAACACCCAUAAAGUGGAUAUGGACAAGCUCCUGGGGGGCCAGAUCGGGCUGGAGGACUUCAUCUUUGCCCAUGUCAAGGGGCAGCGCAAAGAGGUGGAAGUAUUCAAGUCUGAGGAGGCUCUGGGGCUUACCAUCACUGACAACGGGGCCGGCUAUGCCUUCAUUAAGCGCAUCAAGGAAGGCAGUGUGAUUGACCAUAUCCAGCUCAUCAGCGUGGGUGACAUGAUUGAAGCCAUCAACGGGCAGAGCCUGCUGGGCUGUCGGCAUUACGAGGUUGCCAGGCUCCUCAAGGAGCUGCCCCGAGGCCGCACCUUCACCCUCAAACUCACAGAGCCUCGAAAGGCCUUUGGUGAGCCAUCCUUGCACCCUGGACCACCCACUGGGAUGACCUUGAGCUCUUACGAAAUACAAAUUGCAGUCCUGGGAACCACCAGCAGGUGGCACCCAAACCCUCAAUGCAAAGUGGGGACAGCCCCACCCUACCCUAGAACUGAGUGCUGGCUGACAGCCCAGCCUGAAGGAAGUUGCCCCCACACCCGACUUCCAGGAGCCAUUAGCCCAGGCAAGUGCCCCCAACCCUGGCCAGCCCCCUCAGCCUGGAGAAGUGAGGCUUGGCUGCCUUGUACAGCUCCCAUGCCCUGCCCCCAUUUCUACCUGGCUUCACUAACUCUCAGGAAUGGGCCUGAGGCGCCCCUGGUGUGGGUAGAAAGAGCUUAUCUGGGACUCAGCAGUUGUACUCACCCUUCUCAACCCUCAGCCCUUCAAACAGAAGCUACCCUCCAUUCUCCAGCUGCUUUUCUGCCUAUCGCCAGCUGCCCCUCAAACUCCAUGCAAAAUCCUGCCUUCCUGGAACCUAGCCCCUAGCCCAAGGAGCCUUCAGACUUGGAGGUGGUGAGAGGCGGCUGUGUAAAGCCUAGGUACCUGAGUACUGUGCUUACUGUGUGCUGACACUCCCCGCUACCUUUACC
This is a messenger RNA of Grammomys surdaster, 1559 nucleotides long. RefSeq names its product GIPC PDZ domain containing family member 1 (gene Gipc1). Gene Ontology annotation, molecular function: protein binding. The transcript is spliced from 5 exons. The record is from RefSeq and is a predicted model, not a curated record. Lineage: Eukaryota; Metazoa; Chordata; Mammalia; Rodentia; Muridae. The coding region runs from base 286 to 1455 and encodes 389 amino acids.